Penicillium cataractarum is the source of this 726-nucleotide messenger RNA. RefSeq lists its product as uncharacterized. The record is from RefSeq and is a predicted model, not a curated record. Bases 1 to 726 code for a protein of 241 amino acids. Lineage: Eukaryota; Fungi; Ascomycota; Eurotiomycetes; Eurotiales; Aspergillaceae. The transcript has a single exon.
AUGCAUGACGACAUUCACCAGGGAGAAUCUACCCAUCUCCCCCACCUCCCAGGGACUGAUCCCAUCAUGGGCGGCAACUCUGGGUCGGAGCAACAUCUAGUUGGCCUUGAUGGGCCUUCGUUGCCAACUCCAUCUUCUCCAACAGGAGUCGAAUCCCCUCACGCAUUUGCUGGAAAUCCUCAAUCUGCAUGGCGGAAUUUAGGAGAUAUUUUUAUCCUGAACGGCAUGCCCGUAUUGUCCCAAGGUGGCCGAGACUGGAUCGAAUCGUCUACGGGCCAAGAAUUUUGCCUGGAUCGAGUUGGCGCCGACGUUCAAGGGUGGCAGUUAUCUCUGGUGACGGACCCUACUGAUCAAGGGCUGCCGUGUAAACCUGACCUGCCGGAUCUUCGCGUGUUGCUGGAAGAGAUACAUCUUUAUCGAUCGACCGAUUACGGAGUAUUCUUCCCUAUCAUCGAUCCGUCUUUGCUGCAGAGCACUAUUGAUGCUGCAUACCAUGGAAAGGUGUCUGCAGAAUCAUCUGGCCGGAAUAGCGCUAAAGCCUGUAUUUUCGCUUUUCAUGCGCUCGCCAUGACAGCGAUCCCAGACACCGAGAAACUUUCCUCGAGACCUAGCAUUGACUAUGCGCGAGAGGCAUACCGUCUUCUCCCCGAAGUUUUCAAUGAAAAGGUUACACUAGAUGGACUGCAGGCACUUUUACUGCUGGUAGGCUCAUGCAUGUCUUCAUAG